GGGAAACUGAGGCAGAAGACCCGUGGCCUCCUCCUGGCUGGGCACCCGGUUUCUCCCUCUGCUCACAGACCCGAUCGCCCCAGCCUCGUGCCCCGAGAGGCCCAGGAGGAUUGUGGGGUGGGUCGGGGUAGUCUCAGAGGCCCAGGGCCCCCCCGCCAGGGUCUUGGGACUGUGUAGGAGGGGCGGGGUGGCAGGGGCAGGAAGCGGAAGCGUGGGGUCACCCCAGCCGCCACCGAGAGCGCAAGAGCUCAGAGCGCGCUCAACCCUGCCAGAGCCGGAGGUGGGCACCCCGCGUGGAGGCCAGCAGACCGAUGGCUCUACCCUGCGCCCUGGGGCUCGGGCUGCUGCUGGCCCUGCCGGGGGCCCUGGGCUCGGGCGGCACGGAGGCCAGUGGGGGCUCCGGCUCCUCUGUCGUCGUCCUGCUGUCACUGUUCCUCCUGCUGCUGGUCAUCGGCCUGGCCCUGGCCUGGUACCGCCUCAUCCGCGACUCUGGAGGCCACUACCACCCGGUGCGCCUGGGGGCCGCGCUGUGGGGCCGCGCACGCCGCCUGCUGUGGGCCAGCCCCCCGGGCCGCUGGCUUCGGGGAAGGGCUAAGCUGGGGUCUGAGGACAACGAUCCGGAGCGGCAGGAGGACGACGCAGAAAACGACAUUGACGACAUUGUGGCCGGUGGCCCGGAGGAGGCUGAACCCCGGGAGGAGCAGUGGCGUGCAGAGGGGCCCGGCCCAGAGAGUGCCGGGGAGACCCGCGAUGGCGACGGCAGCCUGGGCCUCAGCAUCCGGGGGCCAGCGGGCGCAGGGGGCAGUGCCGAGGCCCUGCUCAGUGACCUGCAUGCCUUUGCGGGCAGUGCGGCCUGGGACGACAGCGCCAGGGCCACAGGGGGCCAGGGCCUCCACGUCACCGCACUGUAGGCCCAGCCUCAGCACCCCUGCACGACCACAAGCUCCCUGGGCUUCUGCUUCCCAAGCUGCCACUGCUGGACGUGGCCUGCCCUGGACCCACUGGCACCAAACACCUGCACGGAGAGCCUCAGACUGUAACUGCCCCCACCAGGUCCUGUCCCCAAGGCUGUACCCCCUCCCCUGCCCCCACAGGAAGCCAACCCCCUGCGGGGCGGACAGUUUGAAAUAAAACCUCCAGCCCUGCA
Choloepus didactylus (southern two-toed sloth) is the source of this 1147-nucleotide messenger RNA. RefSeq names its product protein tyrosine phosphatase receptor type C associated protein (gene PTPRCAP). Bases 312 to 911 code for a protein of 199 amino acids. NCBI's taxonomy places the organism in Eukaryota, Metazoa, Chordata, Mammalia, Pilosa, Megalonychidae. Gene Ontology annotation, cellular component: plasma membrane. The transcript has 2 exons. The record is from RefSeq and is a predicted model, not a curated record.